Molecule: messenger RNA, 294 nt
Organism: Striga hermonthica
Lineage: Eukaryota; Viridiplantae; Streptophyta; Magnoliopsida; Lamiales; Orobanchaceae
Source: the annotation of a GenBank genome assembly
AUGGCACAAACACAUGAAGACAAUGUAAAGGAGGUAUUCUUGAGCUACACGCGAUCGGUAUUUAAGAGGUGCGGCGCGGGCUGUUGGUUCGUAUUGUUCGCGUUGAGCUUGUUAGGAGGGCUAAUGCUGGCCUGGUGGCUACUCAACUACCACUCGACCAAUGACGAGCAAUGGAUGGUGCCUUUCGGCCUAAUCCUAUUCCUCUCGCCCCUCUUCGUUUUGAUGGCUCUCUUCGUCUCCAAUUUUUGCGACUCUCAGCCCGAAAACCCGUUUCACGGUGACCCGCAAAGAUGA